UAACAAAUGUCAUUGUGAUUCUCCAAUUUUACCUCCCUUCCAACUGCCUGUUAUCUGCCUCAUUUGUCUUUAUUUUUUAGCCAAUCCUAGUUGGUGUUUUUUCUCUUGCAUUUUGGCAAUGCUUCAACCAGGUGUUCUCACUCUUUCUGUCUUCCUCUGGCCCAGAUUUUAUUUUUUUUGUUGGUAAAAUUAAGAUCUGAUUUCUUUGUAUAAAACUCAGGCACCUGUAGCCCUAAAGGGAGGGUGUGUUUUUCUUUUGAAUGGAAGUUGCACUGUGGCUUUUGCUUCUCUCAUUUCCUGUCUCCUCCAAAAGACAGGAGUUUGCAUUUAAGGGAUUUAGAGGUGAGGAAGGGAGAAAAUAAAAGGGCCGUCAGAGCCUCUCAUCUUUGUCCAGGAUAAAGCUGAUUAUGCCCUAUACACACUGGCCAUUUUUGUUUGUUUGUUGCUUUCUCUUACUCAAGCGUGGCAAGUGGAGAGGACUGUGUGAACUCUGCUCGUGACAGCAGCUCAGGUUCUGACACCAUCUGCCAGUUAAUCCACUUGCCAGGGAAGAGUCUGACGUAGGAAAGCAAUCUCCAGGUCAGGCCUCCAGCAUCUGGCUCCUCUGCACUCCCUCAACAUCGCAAUCUCCAAUGGGCCAGGGAAGGAGCCAAGAACAACACUAGAAUGGAGUGAGAACGCAGUGAAUGGAGAGCACCUGUGGCUGGAGACCAAUGUCUCUGGGGACCUGUGUUACCUAGGGGAGGACAGUUGCCAAGUCAAAUUUGCAAAAUCGGCUCUCCGACGGAAGUGUGCUGCCUGCAAGAUUGUGGUCCACAAUGCGUGCAUGGAACAGUUAGAGAAGAUUAAUUUCCGGUGCAAACCAACGUUCCGAGAGGGGGGCUCCAGAUCUCCAAGAGAAAACUUUGUCCGACAUCACUGGGUGCACAGGCGGAGGCAGGAAGGGAAGUGCAAGCAGUGUGGAAAGGGAUUUCAGCAAAAAUUCUCCUUCCACAGUAAAGAGAUUGUGGCCAUCAGUUGUUCCUGGUGCAAGCAGGCGUUUCACAACAAAGUCACCUGCUUCAUGUUACAUCACAUCGAGGAGCCGUGUUCCCUGGGGGCUCAUGCUGCUGUCAUUGUGCCUCCCACCUGGAUCAUUAAGGUGAAGAAAGCUCAGGUGGUCUCCAUACCAGGAGACGAGCCUGAUUGGGAAGGAGACUGGAGCCCCGGAGGGAAAACGGGCGUCUCCUACCCCUAUUGGGAGGGUUGGCAGAACUCAUUAAAAACUUCAACCCGGCGGAAGAAGAGAACGUCCUUUAAAAGAAAAGCCAGCAAAAGAAGCAAUGAGGAAAACAAAGGCCGACCAUUUGUGAUAAAGCCCAUCUCUUCGCUUCUCAUGAAACCACUGCUGGUGUUUGUCAAUCCAAAAAGUGGAGGGAAUCAGGGCACUAAGGUUCUCCAGAUGUUCAUGUGGUACUUGAAUCCACGCCAAGUCUUCGAUCUCUCUCAGGAAGGGCCAAGAGAUGCACUCGAACUGUACAGAAAAGUGCCAAACCUGCGAAUCCUGGCCUGCGGUGGGGAUGGAACGGUGGGCUGGAUCCUCUCCAUCCUGGAUGAGCUACAGCUCAGCCCCCAGCCUCCUGUUGCCGUCCUUCCCCUUGGCACUGGAAAUGACCUUGCUCGCACCCUCAACUGGGGAGGGGGUUAUACCGAUGAGCCUGUCUCGAAGAUCCUCUGUCAUGUAGAAGAUGGGACUAUUGUCCAGCUGGACCGCUGGAACCUCCAGGUGGAACGAAACCCUGAUUUGCCACAGGAAGAAAUCGAGGACGGGGCACGUAAGCUUCCGCUCAGUGUCUUCAAUAAUUACUUCAGCCUUGGAUUUGAUGCACAUGUCACGCUGGAAUUCCAUGAAUCCCGAGAAGCAAAUCCAGAGAAAUUCAACAGUCGCUUUCGAAAUAAAAUGUUUUAUGCUGGGGCAGCCUUUUCAGACUUCUUGCAGAGAAGUUCCAGAGAUUUAUCCAAACAUGUUAAAGUUGUGUGUGAUGGAACAGACCUGACCCCAAAGAUUCAGGAGCUGAAGUUCCAAUGUAUAGUGUUUUUAAAUAUACCCAGGUAUUGUGCUGGCACAAUGCCCUGGGGUACCCCCAGCGACCACAGAGACUUUGAACCUCAGCGCCAUGAUGAUGGUUACAUUGAGGUCAUUGGGUUCACUAUGGCCUCUCUGGCUGCUCUUCAGGUGGGAGGUCAUGGAGAAAGGUUGCAUCAGUGCCGGGAAGUGACUCUGUUAACAUACAAGUCUAUCCCCAUGCAAGUGGAUGGGGAGCCAUGUCGACUUGCUCCGUCUCUCAUUCGGAUCUCCCUAAGGAACCAGGCCAAUAUGGUGCAGAAGAGCAAGAGGAGAACAUCCAUGCCUUUACUCAAUGAUCCCCACUCCAUCCCAGACCGCCUGCGGAUCCGAGUGAAUAGGAUUAGUUUACAAGAUUACGAGGGGCUGCAUUAUGACAAGGAAAAACUGCGUGAAGCCUCCAUCCCUCUGGGAAUUAUAGUUAUACGAGGAGAUUGUGACUUGGAGGCCUGUCGUAUGUACAUUGACCGGCUACAAGAGGACCUGCAGUCGGUAACUUCUUCUAUGCAGAGAGUUCACUACCAGGAUCAGGAAGGUUCCUUCCCCCGAGUACUUUCUGUUCAGAGGCUCUCUCCUAGAUGGUGCUUCCUAGAUGCAACUUCUGCUGAUCGUUUUUACCGCAUUGACAGAUCUCAGGAACAUUUGCACUUUGUGACGGAAAUUUCGCAGGACGAGAUUUUUAUCCUGGACCCAGAGCUGGUGAUAUCACAGCAGGUGGGGACGCCGCCGGGAAUGCCUGAUCUGGUAGUGGAGCAGGCCUCUGGAAUAUCGGAUCGGUGGAACCCUGCAGUCCGAAAGCGGAUGCUGAGCGACAGUGGCCUUGGCAAGAUUUCCCCGCACUACGAGGUACCUGACAAACAAAAGGACGCCAGCCAGACACACAUGCUGCAGCCACCUGUCUCUUCAGAAGAUCAAGCACUUUUACAAGCAGUAAUAGACGGUGAUCUUCUGAAGUUCAUAGAAUGCUGUAAGAGAGGAGCUAAUCUGUUAAUCCAGGGACCUGACCACUGUUCCGUGCUUCACCAUGCUACCAAGACUGGGCACCUUGAAAUUGUGAAAUACAUCUUAGAACAUGGACCAUCUGAGUUACUGGAUAUGACAGACAGUGAAACGGGUGAGACAGCAUUGCACAAGGCGGCCUGCCAGCGCCAUCGUGGCAUCUGCCAGCUCUUGGUGGAUGCGGGAGCGUCUCUAAGAAAUACAGAUUCCAAGGGUCAGACACCUAGAGACAAGGCUCAGCAAGCUGGGGACCCAGAUCUGGCCUCCUACCUGGAGAGUCGUCAGAACUACCAGAUGGUUUCCCAUGAGGACCUGGAGACUGCAGUUUGAUGUCCAUGAAAGGGAAGAGAACCCUAGGAAAUAACAAGGCUGCACCUGAGACACUCAGGCAUUGUAUGAGGAAGAAGCUGAUGGAAUCAACGUGUCUCUCGCUCUCAUGCAAAAUAUCUGAGGACAUGCCACCAGUUUCUAAGGGCUAAUGAGUCUUGCCACGGAACUGUUAUGUUCCCAUGUGGUGGCCCAUUGGGGAUGAGGUGAAACACUCAAAGGUCUGUGGAAUCCAUGGGCCACGGAAAUUUACCCUUACUGCUUCCAGCAAGUAGCAUGAACUUCUCCCAUGUUCAUCUGUACAAUUUAUUUAAAAAAAAAGAAAGAAAGGGAGGAAAAAAACCAAACUAACUUGGACAUUAAUAAACCCAACCAACCCCUUCCUCUAUUCCUACAGUGCCCUACAUUCCUUCCUCUCCCAUCCUACUCAUUUGUCACCAAUUAAAUAAUAUCUGUUAUCUCUGUAUUAAUUCUUCACAAAUGGACAGGUGAUAGGCAAGACUUUGAGGAGCUCUGGAUGCCCUUAGAAAAAAAUGACUUUUGAACCUGCUGAGUCCUCGCCUACUGUUCCCUCGGAAGUUGACUUCUCAGUGUUUAAUUGCCAGGGAGUUUUUUUCUCUUUUGGAACAAAUUCUUUCUACUGCCCUGUUCUAUGGGGUGCUGGAUCUAGCUAGCUUCACAGCACAGACAAGAGCUAGCCUUCUAUCAGUCUCUGAAUAUAUCUUAAAGGUGUCCUCAUGAAAUGAUAUUUGAGUGGAAGCGAGUUGCUGUGUGACAUUUUGUGUUGUCUUCUGACAGACCACAUAGUAACCAAUAAGAUGUCUCAUGUCACCACUCUGCUGAUAAUGACAGACUGAUUCUGCUCAGGUCUGAAUCCUGCCUAUAAUUAGCCAUUUGGGGCUUCUGUCAAGUUGUGUUUUUAAGAUAGGGAGAGUUCAGAGUAUGAUGGAUGCAGUUGUGGUUGACUGACUUACUUGUGCUGCCACUUUGACUUACUGACUCUUACAGUCCUAGGAAACCAAAUGGAAAGCAUCAGCUGUCUGUCGAGGCUUGCUGAUAUUAACAAGAGGAUGAGCACCACAUUAGACAUUUUUAAAAUAAUAAAAUUACAAUGAAAACAGAUGGGCGGAUUCCAAGAGAGAUUUGGAACAAAGCUUUAAAAGAGAGAGAUUAUCCUAGUCAAAAGAAGACAAAUGUCAACCAUUAGCCUCUCAUUGCUCACCAUAGGAUUAAAAACAUAUAUUGCUUAGCUGUUGUCAGGCAAGUCAUGGUUUCUUUAUUCUGCUCCUUACUUUCCUGACCCAAAGAAUACCACCAUCAAACAGGAAUCCUCCACACCCCAAACAUACUCACAUAUACACAGAAAACCUUAAAAUGAACACUCUAUCACUUAUGGAAUUCAGCUGUCAGCAUUAAGGGGGCUUUCCCUUUUCCUUAGAGAAUUGUCAAGGCUCAAUCCUGGCAUCAUAAUUCCAACACAGUUUGUAAUUGAAGAUCCAGUUCUCUCUCUCUUUUCACAUGCAUUUGCAAGGUGUAGGUUUUUGAUGGUUGGUGCUAAACAGGAUCGGUGUACAGUUUUGAACCCAGGAAAACCCAUCAGGUCAUUUUCUUCCUUUAAUAGCAGUUGUGGGGAUGAAAUUGAUGUGAUUCUGGUGAAUUUUUCUCUCCACUUUUUUUUUUUUAAACAAGUGAUUCUUUUGGCAGAGGAGGGGGAGCUGAAUAAUAAGCCUUUUCAUUUACCUUGUUUUCAAAGCUCUAUUCAAUGUGAGCAAAAUAUUGUUCAGUAUUUCUUCCGCUGAAAGAAGAUUAUAUUUGUAAUCUACAGAUCAAUGGCGACAUGAAAUGUGUUUUGUCUUAUUUUCUCUCUUCACUUUAUCUUUCUAAUUUAAAAACAAAAGGUUAAGGCUAAGUUCUUCCUUUGGAUACUCAUUCAGGGGUUUCCAUGGAGGGCCAGUGUAUACAUACAAGGACAGAAAGCAGAGUAAAAUUUCUCUUUUUGUGGAAACUUCCAUACAAACAACCCUCCCCUUGUGGUGUCACUGCAGUCCUGGCAUUAUUUCCCAGCUGUGAGGAAAGGCAUGCAGCUUUUUAGCUUUUGGUUGUGCAUUCUGUAUGUGAGAAAUGGAGGAAGUGGGACUGGUACCUUGGGCUAAAUUCUGACCUGUGCCAAGAUACACUUAGGGCAUGGGAUCAGGAUGGUUGGUGAGCCAGUUACAGCUCCCUGAUUCUCACGCGUCCCUGGCCCAGGACCAGACAUCAGUUAGAGCAGUUUAAUGACUGCUCUAACUUAUGACAGCUCGUUGUGGUCCAUAGGGAACCAUACCGUGGCUGUGAAUUACUGUAGCAGAGUUGAGCUCCACCCCUCCUGAUCACAGAUUUUCCUCUUCUCCCAUGAUGUGCCCUGAGAACUGGGAAAAUGGUCGGCAUAGCAGUUGGCUAUUUACAUCAGUUAAGAAUUCUCCUCUGCAGGGAGAGUUUUCAGCUUGGCAUCUGCGGCCAGAUACUGGCUCCUUUGUGCCAUUCAGACAAUUUAAGGGAAUCAUAGAAUAUCAGAACUGGAAGGGACCUCAGGAGAUCAUCUAGUCCAACCCCCUGCUCAAAGCAGGACCAGUCUCCAAUGUUUGCCCCAGAUCCCUAAAUGGCCCCCUCAAGGAUUGAACUUGGAACCCUGGGUUUAGCAGGCCAAUGCUCAAACCACUGAGCUAUCCCUCCUCUGGCCUUCUAUUUUUCUCCUGCAGCUGGAAAAUGAUGCUAUGACUAGAAUGACACCAUUGUGCCUCUGGAAAGUUUUUCACUCUGAGAACUGUGUAGGAAGCCGUUACUAUAUGAUGAAAACAAGACCCAGCACUGAAGAUAGAACAGAACUUGACUGUCCACAUAGUCAAUAGUCAAGGUGUGCCAAUGCACUUCAGAAACAACAUGUUACAUCCUGGGGGAAUAUUGAUUAUGUAGGUAAAUAGAGCAUAUAUUCUCUGCAAUGGCUCUCUCUCAGCCUGGGAUAUCAGAACCUGUCUCAUUGAGUGAGGGAAUGUUGGGCUAGGACCCUAGCAGGGAUUAUUCCUUAUUCUUUUCAAAGUGCCACAGGAUCCUUGAUUCCGGACAGUUAUCAGAAGCAAGCAGACUGGGCAUCAGUUUAAUAUUAUACAUGUGUAUAGCACCUAUGAGGGUUUGGUGUCCAUCCUAGCACUGCAUUGCAGUCUAUGCAUUGGGCAGUGCCCAAGUUCUAGCGUGGGGCUGGAAACCCACUUAAAUUAAAUUUAAAUAUUUUAAUUUAUUAAAAUAUCUUUACUGCAGGUUUUUUUUUCCAUGGAGCUAUUGUUUAAAAGUUUAAAGAAUUUAGGGAUGAUCAACCAUUGAGGUUGCUGGACUGGUAGAAUAUUAGUUACUCUGCCUGUACAGGGGUUCCUGCUGUAGAAUGUAGCAGCUCCUGGAUUGAUCCCAUUCUGAGUGCUGCACUGUCCCAUUUUAAAGUGCAACUGAGGGGCAGAAAAUAUUUUUAAUGUUAAUAAAAUAAACCAUUUUGUUAUUUAACAACUUUAGUUAUUUUUGUUAUUGCAUAUUUCAAUAUUCUAUAAAUAUAUCUCUAUAUACAUUAUGUGAUAAAACAUGACAAGGUUCUGGGUAACUAUAGAAUCCCUCAGGCAUUGUUGACCACGUAGAAAGAAGGCGGCCAUGGCAAGCAGUAGAUUUCAAGGAAAUUACAGCUCUUGGUUAUAAAAUGGAAGUUCAAUAUAAAAUAACCCCUCAGCCCUCUGCAUUUAGUGGGUGUUGUAUGUGUGGGUAUAGCAUCAGCAAUAGUCCGUGAAAAUGUCUCAGUAAUUGUACAGCUCACUCUGAACAGAUUUGUGAUAGCCAGGCUGAGCUCUAGGGAUCAUCUCACAGUUUGAGAUCUGUCUGUCUAGAUUCUUAUGCUGACACCCCUCACCUUUGUAUCUCCCAAAUGUGAAAACAACAACAAUGGAAUCAUUCAAUAUCAAUUCACAGUUCUGUAGCCUGGCUUUUGAACUGUUCAUGGGCAGUUCUGUAAUGCACAAGGAAGGGCCGUGAGAGCACCAGAUACAUAAAGAAAAUAGAACAAAAUAAAUGUUUUGUUGCCAUUGAUCUUCACAAUUGUAUAUGUGUAGCUGGUGCUAAUUUGGAUGAACAAGUGAGCACACAGUUUGGUGGUGGUGUGUUGCAUUUAGUCCUGGUAUGUUUGUUUGAACUUUUUAAUCAUCCCUUUUGCUCACUUCUCUCUUCAACUUUGCUGUUUCAUUGUUACAGUGACAUGAAUUGUAAUGAAUAGCAUCAACACACCGGGUCUCACAUAGACGGUGGCUUGCCAGCUGCUAUUUUCUAUCUACGAAUACAGACUAACACGGCUGUUACUCUGAAACCUAUUUUCUAUCUAGCUAUCCCAGAUGCUGCACUUGGGUGCACUUAGGUGUUGAUAGUUCCAAUGCAUCAAAUUCAUAGUGAGAAGAACUGUCAAAAAGUAUAAAAUGGGCAGGUAAAUUGGUAGCCUUAAGCUCCCUGGGGCUUUCACAUAUGUAAUGACACUCAAUGAGUAUAUAUGCAUGCUGGAUAUUUGGAUGCCUUGAAGAUACUUUGAGAAAUUCUGUCCAGCAGUCCUGUCCAUGCCUCUUGGGCACUGCACUGAUAAAAUGGUUCCUUCUGCUGAUUCCUUUGAAGUUCAUAAUUUUGUCUUUCCCCAUUUUUGCCUCUGGUUUUGGUCAGAAUAAAGGGACAUGGCCAAGUACUUUGUAAAUUUGAUGUUUAAGGUUUUACUUUCCAUUGUUUGUAACAGCUCCCUUAGCACUUUGAGAAUAGCAUUUCUUCCUGCAUUGUGUUUGACCUUUCCUAUUUGUCAAAUGGUACAUUUCUCUCCUUUUUCUCUGGGAACACAAACCAACCUGGCAAUAGGUUGUUAAUUUCCUUGUUUGUCAAAAGCAUCAUCCAGGAGUGUCUUUAGUACUGCAGCAUUUCUGGGAACAGUUUGUUAGUAAAUCCAUGCCUUGCUGGCUGCCUCUGAACAGAACAAACAAUAGUACAGGAUUCAAACUGGUGGGUGUCUUCUCCUUUUGAUUUCUUAGUAACAGAAUAGGCAAUUGCUUUUUAAACACACACAUUUAAAAUCUGGAGGAGCUCCCCAACACACUAAAGUGGAUUUUAAAGUAGGUCCAAUAAUGUGCCAAAAAUUAUUUGACAGUGGCACAUCUAAGUCUAGACUUUUAAAUGUUAGGAAAAGAUUCUCGAGAUUCUGUGCUGCAACUCCACCAGGCAGUGCAAAUGGAAGGCUCUGCUGAAAAGGGAGAAGGGUCUUAAAGGUAGCUUUAAGCUGCCCUGCCAUGGCUCCCAGAGUAAUUUAGAGCAAUGGCUGGCUAUUAUAAGUUACAGUACCCUUUCUCUGGUCUAUCUAUGGGCUGCUUUGUAGCCUGCAGUUGCUGAGAAUUUCUCUAGCUGUAUGAGCUAGAGGGACUCCCCUCCUGCUUCUGGCAUGCCUCCUACAUUAGGGUUUGUGAUGGGGUCUGCAGAGAGAAGCCUAUGUCUGUCCUAAACAGUGCAUGUGUCAGAGGAAUUUUUACCCUGCUGGCUAAGGGCUGCCAUAGUGGCAGGAAAAAAUCCCUCCCUCAGGCCUGAUCCUGCCCAAGGAAAGUAAUUGCCUUUGACUUCAGUGAGCACAGGAUCAAGCCUCUGAUGAUUAGGCAGACUAAGUGCUGAAUAAUCUCACUUCAUAAAGCAAUCAGGUUGCAUCUUACAGCCAACCUUUUCUAUAAACUGAUAUAUUCCAGCCAAAGGUGAUGUCUUUCAUUUCUUGCAUGGUAAAAAGAGAAGCGUCUUUCCCACAGAGGGCACGUAUAUCCAGUUGGCAAGAGGGAGGCAAGGAGCCAGCAUACUCCUCUUCUAUACGUGCUUUAAUAAUACCCAUCCAGAUGCAGCACCUGGAGUCUUUUGAGAUGUAAAGGAAGGAAUCCUUUUUAACAAAAGUGUUCUUUGUUUUAACAUGCACACCACAAUAGUUCAGUGAAAGAUUUGAUUUUUAGCCCACUGAAAUGUAUCCAGUUAUGGUUGGACAUCCCCCAAUCCCAGGGAAGUGUGAAGACCUGAAGGCUAGAUAUUUUUCAAAGAAAAAUAGACAUGGCAGAGAUAAAAUAAUGGGAGAACAGAAAAUUCACUCAGAAAUAUUUUCUACAGCAAUUGGUUUCCAUUUUCUUGCCAUCAUCUUACAAAGACAGAAGCUGAAUUGGGAGUGCUGUAUUACAAUUGCGUAAUGAUAGUUUAUCAAUGAUUUAGCAGCUCAAACUUUCAUAUGUACAGUAAGGAGAUGUACAUUCUAAAAUACAAGAAAUAGACACCAUUCCUUUAAGUAAUAUAUCACUAAUUAUAUAAUUACUGUAUUAGAGCCAGAUUCUGUUAUUCUUACUCACAUUGAGUAAUACCUGAUUCCACAAUUAGCCCCACCCAUAAGACUACUCCAGGAGUAAAGGUCUACUCACUGUGAGUAAGGUAUCAAUAUCUGGCCCUUACACAGCACUGAUAAUUCAAAAGUACUUAAGAACUAAGACAUGUCUAAUAACAAAUUAAUUGAACAGAUAAAUUUCAGAGUAGCAGCUGUGUUAGUCUGUAUCUGCAAAAAGAAAAGGAAUACUUGUGGCACCUUAGAGACGAACAAAUUUAUUUGAGCAUAAGC
Molecule: messenger RNA, 10100 nt
Organism: Chelonia mydas (Green sea turtle)
Lineage: Eukaryota; Metazoa; Chordata; Testudines; Cheloniidae
Gene: DGKI
Product: diacylglycerol kinase iota
Exons: 34
Coding region: 827-3433 (868 amino acids)
Biological process (GO): lipid phosphorylation; regulation of synaptic transmission, glutamatergic; intracellular signal transduction
Cellular component (GO): nucleus
Molecular function (GO): ATP-dependent diacylglycerol kinase activity; protein binding
Source: RefSeq, a predicted model, not a curated record